AUGCUAGUGAAUGCUCAGAUUAUUGAAGGAAGGUUUCUUCCUAAUGUCAGGCAAACUGGGCACCGCAAGAGGGCUCCAAACUGGACACAAACACAAGUUAAUACGCUAAGAGAUUUGAUUAUGUCGCUUGACCACGGUAGAGUCAAUUCAACAUUAAAUACUCUUAUGAAAACUAAGGAGGGGCGGGAGAAGAAAAGGAGGGCGUGGGAUCUGGUUUGUUGCCGUUUCAAAGAAAUUCCUGGGAACCAGGAGUUUACAGUUAAACACUUGGAGAUGAAAUGGAAAAAUCUUAAAAAUGCAACAAAGGAGAAAUUAGACGAGGCGAGAUAUUCUACACUCCAAAGGAGCCAUAAGGCGGCCUGCUCCAAGACCGGAGGGGGUCCAGCUCCCCAGCCUCCUCCUGGCAUGGACGGUGAAGUAACCCUAAUGGCUACAGGGAUAGUAGAACCCAGCUAUGGGUACCUGGAGAAGGAGGAUGAUGUACGUUCUUCCCUACAUGUGACGACACCGCCUCGUACAUCCUCUCCAGUCUUCUCUGAUUCUCCAUUCUUCAAUCACUUACAGUCUCCCAUCCCCUCCGGUUCAAACGCAAGUACCCAAGAUUAUCCCAUCCCCUCCGGUUCAAACUCCGCCCCCAUCUCCAGAUCAGACGUCAUUACCUCAGCUUCUAUCAUAUCCUCUGGUUCAAACACAAGUACCCAAGAUUCUCCCAUCCCCUCCGGUUCAAACUCCGCCCCCAUCUCCAGGUCAAACGCCAGCACCUUUCGAUCAUCUAACCCCUCCGGUUCAAACUCCGCCCCCAUCUCCAGAUCAAACGUCAUUACCUCAGCUUCUAUCAUAUCAUCUGGUUCAAACACAAGUACCCAAGAUUCUCCCAUCCCCUCCGGUUCAAACUCCACCCCCAUCUCCAGGUCAAACGCCAGCACCUUUCGAUCAUCUAACCCCUCCGGUUCAAACUCCGCCCCCAUCUCCAGAUCAGACGUCAUUACCUCAGCUUCUAUCAUAUCCUCUGGUUCAAACACAAGUACCCAAGAUUCUCCCAUCCCCUCCGGUUCAAACUCCACCCCCAUCUCCAGGUCAAACGCCAGCACCUUUCGAUCAUCUAACCCCUCCGGUUCAAACUCCGCCCCCAUCUCCAGAUCAAACGCCAGUACCUUUCGAUCAUCUAACCCCUCCGGUUUUAACUCCGCCCCCAUUUCCAGAUCAAACGGCAGCACCCCCUACAGAUCUGUUUUCCCCCCGGGAGCUCUGGUCAACUCCCGGUCAUUUCAAACACCAACAAUAUCCCGUAAAAACCCCACUUCUACCUACAUCCCCCCCCCUUCUUCUCCAACCCCUGAACCUCGUUUAAUGGGAGCCCCUCCAGGUCAUAGAAUCACAACCUCUAGCGCUGAAGAAACUCCAACUACUGCUCCUGAAAAGACUACUGGAUACUAUGAGAUAAAAGAGUUUCGUCGCCAAAAGAAAGUGCAACAUGCCAAAUUAUAUAAACUUGAAUGCGAACUGAAGUUUAAAAAGCAUGCCGCAGAGCAAAUGGGAAUAGCUCUACCACCAACACCACCAAACGUGUUUAUCUAUUCUUCUGAUAGGAAUGUUAUUUUUGAUUUUUUUGGAAUUGUUUUCAAGAAAUUUAUUUCAAGGCUUUGGGGUAAUUUUCUACAAAUGCACUUACAUUUAUUUUGAAAUAGUACUGUAUGUUACAAAAAGAAGCCAAUGAAUUUUCAUCUGAAUAUGUAGUCACAUGUUUAUUGGUUUAAUAUAAUACAUUUUAAUUAAAUAACCCCCCCCCCCACAAAAAAUAAAU
Messenger RNA from Eurytemora carolleeae, 1804 nucleotides. Its product is annotated as flocculation protein FLO11. The transcript has 8 exons. Lineage: Eukaryota; Metazoa; Arthropoda; Copepoda; Calanoida; Temoridae. Bases 1 to 1683 code for a protein of 560 amino acids. The record is from RefSeq and is a predicted model, not a curated record.